This is a messenger RNA of Plasmopara halstedii, 1446 nucleotides long. RefSeq lists its product as hypothetical. Lineage: Eukaryota; Oomycota; Peronosporomycetes; Peronosporales; Peronosporaceae. Bases 1 to 1446 code for a protein of 481 amino acids. The record is from RefSeq and is a predicted model, not a curated record. The transcript has 4 exons.
AUGAGUCGAUCAGCCGAUGACAAUGGGCGUGCUGUGGACUCAGCGAGCAAAGCUCCGCCGUCUUUGCUUAAAACACUGUUGAACAAGGGCAAAGACGUUUUAACACAUGACGGGAAGAAUGCCUCAAUUAUUCUAAACGAUACUUUGCGCGAAACACCAUGGACGCCUAAAAGCUUAGGAAGGGCUAAAACAGCCAUAAUUUACAAGCAAACACUGAAUGACACAUUACUGGUGUUGGAACGUAAUAUAUUUUUCAUAAGUGGAUGGGUGCCUUAUUUUGUGUCAUUGCAAGAAGACAGCAUUCUGAUGUUUACCAGUCGUGAACGGUGGGAGCAGGGGCUUAAGCCUGAUAAGAUUAUUGAGCUGCACCACAUGAUGCUGCUUGGUGAUAUGAAAGUAGAUGUAGUCGAAGGAAAAUCUUCAUCUUUUGAUCACGACGGCAAUAUACGCUUAUUUCGUCGCAAGGUGCUGGAAACUGACGAGCUGGACGAGUGGCUGAACGGAGAGGUCCACCAAAAUUUGGCUGUUUCGUCAGGCAAUCCAGGUGCCUUAAAUUUUCUGAAUGCAAGUACUCAUUGCGUUCUAGAAUUCGGUUCAUACAAUCAGAGCACGUUUGAGUUGUGGACGAAAGCAAUCCGUCAUAUUUUGGGUACGAAGCGAGAAGAGCACAUGAGCAGGUCACGAAGUAACCAGAGCAGAGAGGACACAGAUGGUGUCUCUCACGAUAGAUUUACAGAAUCCAAAAAGUGUUGGGUGUCUCCUGGUCAAGAUUCCAAGGUGACUUUGCUUCAAAGUGAAAUUUGGUGUAAUCGAGUUCUUUCCGGCGAGAAGGAAAAAGCGGAAUCCGAGAUUCGAAGAAUAGUGGCAAUGGAAAAGCUAGUGGACCAAGUGACUCACUCGCAGAUGGCUUUGCUAGUUUACGAAAAGGUGAGCCGAGUACAUGAAUUAUUUGUAGCCAAUGCCAGGCGUGAAAUCGAAAGGAUUGAUGGGAGAGAAAAUCCGAUGCCGGGAGAGGUUCUCAACUUCUUUGCAGACCAUCUCAAGCGAAAAUACUCCGUUUUCAUGAUUUUGGCAUUGGCAUACGGGGUUGAAGAGGAGGAAAUGCGAGAAGCGCAUGAGCGCAUGUGUUGCGAGAACGCUGCCGUAAACGCUGGAAUAGGAGGUGGAAGCGGCGAGCAGCAACGAAUCAAUGCUUGUUAUGGUUUUGAAGAUCCGGAGAGUCUCGAGCUUUAUGAGAAAUACCGAGAUGCAGCGUUUAAUUACCACAAAAUGAAUUAUGGAGACACAGCUGCUGCUGAAGAAGAAGACGCCAUCAUGCAUCUUCCCGUCAUGCUCCAGGUUGCCAUUGUUCGGCAAGAUCACGAAGAAUCAGCAGCGAUGCUUUCUAUACUUAAUACUGUCAGAGCUCGAUUAAUGAAGCAUUGCGCCCAGGAUUUAAACUCUUAG